Messenger RNA from Ipomoea nil (Japanese morning glory), 1791 nucleotides. RefSeq lists its product as uncharacterized. Bases 1 to 1791 code for a protein of 596 amino acids. The record is from RefSeq and is a predicted model, not a curated record. The transcript is spliced from 2 exons. Gene Ontology annotation, molecular function: RNA-DNA hybrid ribonuclease activity; nucleic acid binding. Lineage: Eukaryota; Viridiplantae; Streptophyta; Magnoliopsida; Solanales; Convolvulaceae.
AUGCGGCUAAGCCAGUUCGACAUCCAAUUCAAGCCCAGGCCCGCCAUCAAGGGGCAGGCACUAGCUGACUUCAUAGUCGAGUGUACCGCCCGGGAGGUCACGGAGCGAGUCCGGGACGAAGAUGAGGAGUGGUGGACCCUCUCAACGGACGGGUCCUCCAGCACUAAAAGCUGCGGAGGUGGAUUCGUCCUCAUCACCCCAGAGGGGUUUCGGGCCUACUACGCCCUCCGCUUCGCAUUCAAGUUAUCCAACAACGAAGUCGAGUACGAGGCGCUCCUGGGGGGGCUCCGCCUCGCGUUGAAUAUGAGGGUGGAGAAGCUCAAAAUCCGGUGUGACUCCAGGCUCGUGGUGAGACAGGUUACAGGUGAAUUUGAAGCAAGUGACGAAAGGAUGAGGAGGUACCGGGACGUGGUGCUCCAGCUUCUAGGGCAGCUGAUCAAUUACGAGGUCCUACAGGUGCCCCGAGACCAGAACACAGACGCUGACAUAUUAUCCAAACUCGCCCAAGGGGCCCCGGAACAUAUCUCAAAAAUAGCCCGAAUUGAGAAUUUCAAGAUGUCGAGCCUGGACGCCUACCCAGUCCUACCCGUGCAAACCAGGCCCCCCUGCUGGUUGGACCACCUAGAGGAAUACAAGAGAACAGGUGCACUACCUACCGACGAAGCCGAUACCAAGCUGGUGAAACGACGAGCCCCUACGUACGUAAUCAUGGGGGACACACUUUACAAGAGGUCCUAUAACGGCGCCUUGUUGCGCUGCCUAUACCCGGACGAAGCCAGGGCGGUCAUGGAAGAAAUCCACGAGGGGACCUGCUCCGCCCACCAAGGGGCCUUUGCCAUGUCCCGAAGAGCCAUCUUACAGGGGUACUUUUGGCCCAAAAUGGCCAAGGAGUGCGCCGACUACGCUAGGAGUUGUGAGACCUGCAAGCAUUUCCAGGUGGGGAGUGGACCUAGUGGGAGCUCUACCCAUGGGGUCGGGGAAAAGGAAGUACCUCAUAGUGGCAGUGGACUACUUUACCAAGUGGGUGGAGGCGGAACCACUGGCAACUAUAACAAGCGCCCGUUGCAAGCACUUUGUGUACAAAAACAUUUUGUGCCGUUUUGGGGUCCCGAUGCAACUCAUCACCGACAACGGACGCCAAUUCGAGGGGCAAGAAUUCAAGGGUUCUGUGCAGAGUGGCACAUUACUCACAGCCGGGUGGCCGUGUGCUACCCUCAAGAAAAUGGGCAGGUGGAGAACGCCAACCGCACUAUUGUGGAUGGCCUGAAAAAGAAAUUGGAAUCCGCAGGGGGGGCGUGGGUAGAGGAGCUCGACGCCAUUCUUUGGGCCUACCGCACCACCCCCCGGAGGGCCACUGGGGAGACACCUUUCUCCUUGGCCUACGGGUUCGAAGCUCGAGCCCCAGCAGAGGUAGUCAUACCUUCCCGCCGGGAGGAGGACUACGACCCCGACACGAAUGAGGAACACCAUAGAACUGACCUCCACCUGAUCGAUGACAGGCGCGAAGCAGCUGCGAUCCGAGUUGAGAACUACCAAAGGCAAACCAAGGCAUACCAUGACAAGCGGGUCCGGCCCCGCUACUUCCAAGCGGGAGACUACGUGCUCAGGAGGAGGGAGGCAAGCCAGCCCCAGGCGGGAGGAAAAUUUGCUGCCAACUGGGAAGGCCCAUACAUUGUAGCAGCGGUAGUCCGCCCAGCGGUGGUCUGCCCGGGCAGUUACAAGCUCAAGACCCCCAAAGGGAAGAUGAUAGCCAGGGUCUGGAACUCAGAACACCUGCUGAAGUUCUACUAG